AUGGCUUCCUCCAACACCAGCCUGUUGGAUAUCAAAUUCCGUGAUGCCUUCAGCCACAACAUUCCUCCACUGAGUCCAAAGACGAACGAACUUUCAGCCGGUCACAGAAAACAGCCCACUUACCGCCCGCUGACAACGACGACCAUUUUCGAUCAUGACCAAGUCCUUGUCCUCAGAGACGGGACCAAGAUAUAUGCAGAUAUCUUUCGUCCCAGGAUCGAUCAGAAGGUUCCUGCCAUCGUCAUGUGGGGGCCUUAUGGCAAGACUGGAACGGGUAUGCUCAACAUUCACUCCAUGCCACUGCGGGCAGGUAUUCCAGAGUCUCAACUCUCUGGCUAUGAGGGCUUUGAAGGACUUGACCCCGCAGAAUGGGUUCCCCGUGGCUAUGCAAUCGUCAACGUCGAUCCGCGAGGCGUGAAUAAUUCCGAAGGAAACAUCCACUUCUGGGGUACACAGGAAGGUCAAGACGGCCACGACGCAAUCGAAGAGCUAGCCAAGUUGCCCUGGUGUUCUGGAAAAAUCGCAAUGGCUGGAAACUCAUGGCUCGCAAUCUCUCAGUACUUUAUUGCUGCUGAGCAACCCCCGCAUUUAACGUGUAUCGCGCCGCUGGAGGGCUUAUCAGACCCCGUUCGCGAGGAAACUAUACGUGGAGGAAUUGCCAAUACGGCGUUUUCCGAAUCCAUUGCUGCUAUCCUUCCAGGAAGGAAUAAAGUGGAAGACUACGUUGCGAUGUUGAGUACGGAUGCUGGACUUGAGCACUACCUCAACGAUAAGCGUGUGGAUAUGACUAAGAUCAAGGUACCGGCCUACAUCGGAGCAAGCUACUCAUCGCCCAUUCAUGGCAUCGGCUCUUUGCGAGCAUUCGAGGAGAUUCCACAUCAGAACAAAUGGCUCAUUCUCCACGCGUCGCAAGAAUGGUACGAUCUAUACAGUCCAACCCGUACCAGCGAUCUAGCCCGAUUCUUUGAUUUCCAUCUCAAAGGCCUUGCCAACGAAUGGCCUCAGACAGUACCCGUGCGAAUGGCACUGUUGAACUUUUCCAAGCCAGCAUUGUUGGAUCAGGAAUUCGCUGAUCUACCCUGGCAUCUUCCAGACGUCACGAGACAGAAAUUGCAUCUCAGCUCUCUUGGCAAACUGACACACAACAAGCAGCAACAGCUGCAAGAAGAGGUAUUAGAGUACCAAGCCGACUCAUCAGACGAAAUAUCCUUCACCUAUACUUUCUCGACCAAAACCGUACUUACCGGUCCGUCCACUCUGGUCAUCGAUAUUGCAGCACCCAGUCAUGACGAUUUAGACGUUCACACUCACAUCUUCAAAGCAGAUGCAUCUGGAGCCCUUUUAUCGCAUCUCAACAUGCCCGUCCCUCCCAGCAGCAGCAACAGCAGUCCAGCCUCCACCGUCGAAACCAUGACGCAAAAUAGAAUCUGGCGUUACCUUGGUCCCAACGGUAUGCUACGCGCUUCUAAACGCCAUGUCCACGGGGCACUUCGGGCAAGGACGUGGGAAACGCUUUCACACGAAGGCGAGGAAAAAAUAAAGCCAGGGGAGGUGGUCAGACUGCGUGUCCAGCUGUGGCCUACAGGCAUUGUGUUUGAGGCUGGGGAACAGCUUGUUUUGAAGAUUAGUGGAAGGGAAAUGGGGUUGCGUGGUCUGCCUCAAUCGCCGGAGCCAAGCAAUAUGAACAAGGGGAAGCAUGUCUUACAUUUCGGUAGAUCCUCCGAGAAUUAUCUCGAGUUCUUCACGCUCUAG
Messenger RNA from Alternaria burnsii, 1752 nucleotides. Its product is annotated as alpha beta-hydrolase. Gene Ontology annotation, molecular function: dipeptidyl-peptidase activity. The transcript is spliced from 3 exons. Bases 1 to 1752 code for a protein of 583 amino acids. The record is from RefSeq and is a predicted model, not a curated record. NCBI's taxonomy places the organism in Eukaryota, Fungi, Ascomycota, Dothideomycetes, Pleosporales, Pleosporaceae.